AUGCAGUCACGAACCGGCCGGCUGGUAGCCUUGGCUAUCGGCUCGUUUGUCUUUGUCUGUAUCUUGACUCUCACUUGUGGUGCCUCCGCCUAUCGUCGAACCAACCCAUACCACAACCAGCUUAACAACGCAAAACGCGCAUCUGAAGAACGAUCAUGGAUCGACACCAUCCAGCUCAGUCCCGCUCACCAGAACCCAGCCAAGGCACCUCACGUUGCUACUCCAGAGGACGUGGAGUUUGAUUCAUUGCUCGAGUCUAGUGCAAACUUGACUUCAAGGCAGCCACAUAGCCUCGAGCGCCGUGCCGACGGACCGUUGUAUUGCACAGAUGGUCCUUGUGUUGACGGAAGCUGCUGUGGGCCCAAGAACAUCUCCACCGACGUCUACUGCCACAAUGCCGAUCCUCUUCACGGAACACUGCCAUGCCAGGCUGGUUAUGGCUCUUGCGCAAUCACCGGCUCCCCAUCCUGUGCACAGGGCAGCGGAAGCUCCAAGGGAAGAACCAUCGGAUACUACCAGUCAUGGAAUGCUAGGACCCGACUCUGCAAUAGGGUCACGCCGAAACAGCUUGACACGAAAGGCUACACCCAUCUCUUCUUUUCGUUCGCGUUCAUUGACCCAGUCGCGUUCACCAUAGCCGCGGCGCACCCUGACGAUGUUCCGCUGAUGAAAGAGUUUACGGACCUCUCCAAAGAUGGAAAGCUGCAGACUUGGAUCGCCGUCGGAGGCUUUGACAUGAGCAACCCGGAAGCCGCAACGCACAAGACUUGGAGUGAAAUGGUAGCAUCCAAAGAGAACAGAGCUGCUUUCAUUGCUUCUGUCAAGACCUACAUGGAUACACAUGGGUUUCAAGGAGUCGACCUGGACUGGGAGUACCCGGGCGCACCUGAACGAGGCGGCAACAAGCUUGCUGAUACCAGGAAUCUCGCCCUUCUGGUCAAAGAGAUGCGAGCUGCGUACGGCACCGCCUAUGGCAUUAGUCUUACGUUAGCUCCCGACUACUGGUAUCUGAGGUGGUUUGAUGCAAAGGCUAUGGAGCCUCACGUCGACUUCUUUGGCUUCAUGGCAUAUGAUCUGCACGGCUCUUGGGAUGCCGAUGUCCUCGCUCUCGGCAAGAAGGUUCGAGGUCAAGCGGAUAUACAGGAGAUCUCCAAGAAUACCGUUCCUCUUUGGUUCGAUGGCUUGAAUCCCGCAAAGCUCAACUUCGGUCUUGCUAUGUACGGCCGUGGCUACACGCUUGCGGACCCCUCCUGCAGCGAUCUUCUUUGUCCGUUCUCGGGUCCAAGCAACCCAGCGCCAUGCACCAACUUCGAAGGCGUUAUGUCCCUGGUGGAGAUUGAGCAGCUGAUCAAGAGGCGCAACAUCAAGCCAAAGUAUCUUGCAGACUCGAUGAUGAAGCAGAUUACCUGGGACGAUCAAUGGAUUGGAUACGAUGACGAAGAGACAUUUGCAGCAAAGAGGGCCUUUGCUGAUGGCCUUUGCUUCGGUGGCACCAUGGUUUGGCCAGAUGAUGAUCCAGAAGUUGUUUUCCUGGCUCCCGAAGUGUAUUCCGGCACUCCCGCUCAAUGCACUGGACCUUGUCAGCUGGUGUUGCCCCCGAGGGCACUUCCGUCCACCACCACCAUCACAAUCCCAUCCUACACGACAUCUGUCGUGAUCGCGCCAGAUCUUACGACGACCCUUACGAUUCAGAUUCCGCCCAUCGUAACCCAGUCGAUGGACUACUAUAAUGUUAACGUCACCUCUGGUCAAAUUGACUCCAGCACGAUCGUACCUUUGCCCAGCAUCAGCAUCCCGCCUAUUGUCACGACCUUCACUCUUCCAGGAGGUCUGACUCAGGUCAGGACUCUCGUGAUCCCUCCUUGGCCCUCUGUCACGGAAGGUCCUCCCGCUCAAUGGACUUCAAAGGAUCAAAGCCAAGGGCAAUCAGGUUUCCCCAUCAUCACUGUCCCACCAGCAGGACCGCCCACAAUAACCGAGCUCCCUUCUACCAGCAAAACACCGUUCACAUGGGACAUAGAUGAUGAUCCUGAGCCCACAGGUACAUGGCCCGAAGUAAUUUCGGUCGUGCCAGUCGAGACCGACGUGCCCGACAGCGGUGAAGAUGACGAUGGAGAAGGCCCCAAGCACAAGAGCACCUGUAAAGUUUGGUUUUUCUGGAUAUGCGUUAAGUGGGAUGACCUCGACAUACACAUCGGUGGCUUGGAAUGGAUCAUUCCGCCCGGCAUCUGGGGACCAGGGCCCCCGCCUCCAUUGAGGUUCCCACCCAACAUCAACAUCAUCGGCCCGCUUCCCCCUUGGCCUAAGAUCACUGUCCAUCCUGGUGGGAGUAUCGAGGUUCCGCCAAAGCCCGCCUCUUGCACGCCCGCGGAAGCUUCGCUCUGCAUUACAACCAGCUCCUUCGCUACCUCAGUGUCCGCGGGCACAACGAAGACUACAGCUACACAGGUCAAAUCUCGAUGUGCUACGAUUACGGGCUGCAAUCUCCAAGAUGUUGAAGCUACGAAGACAGCGAAUGCCUGCAAGCUUACGCGCCGAGCUAUGCAGCUUCCGGAUCUUCCAGAAGCGACCCACGCACCGGAGAAACGACUCCUUGUGAAGCGUUCCGAGCCGAGUUGGUGCAACGAGCAAGACGGCAGUGAUGGUAUCCUUCUUUUGAGCAUGCCUUUUUCGGCCACAGCUCGAGCAAUUGUCGAAGGUGUCCUCGAGCGACGCAAUACAGCUCUCAAGAAAAGAGACAUGAAGAAUGGCUUUGAGAUGAUUCAAGCGAAGCAUAUGGGCUUUACCGCGUUUAUCCAUGUUACUAACCUUGGCCCUCUUGCCUUUGACUACUUCAAUUCUGACGAAAUUGACGAGGUUGGUCGUGCUUAUAGAAUGCCAUCUACGACCUCGUCAACGGGCAAGCGAGAUGGGCUUGAAGGCUUGGAAGAUGGAAGCUUUGCAGCAAUCCAAGAGCCAAGACCUUCGAGUCACAACAUCACACUAGCACCUCCCCAGUUCGCGCCGGGUACCUCCAAAACAAAGAGGUUCGAAGGCAACGACCAUUACUGGCAUCUGUCACAGAUUUCCUGGCCGCCCAACAAAUAUUGGUUCCAAAAGAAUGGCGAACACGAUCCGAACGAUGGCAAAUAUACGUACCAAUUCAGCUCACCCGAAGGUGAGGGUCAAACGAUCUACAUCGUCGAAGGCGGCUGGAGGGGACAUGUUGCAGCAGACUUCGACAAGCAAGCAAAAGCUCUCACCGGGGGCAGCUGGCGCCCAGCACGUCAGCCCAGCACGUUCGAGACCGAGCAUGGACAUCUGGUGGCAAACUAUGCCGUUGGCUCCAAAGUUGGCAUCGCGAGAAAUGCUGACCUCGUGUUUGUGCCACGCGGACCUCCAGGAUUACGCGCAGAGGGCUUCUUGGAAGCACUUACGCUUAUUUUUAAUGACUUCACGGAUGAGGACAUAGAAGAAGACAAGCGGAACCCGAAACCUAGGAACUCAGGUGUGGUGAAUGUGUCCGGUGGUUUUGCGAAGAACAGGAAUGAUCCUCUCACACAGCUUAUUUAUAUGCUGAUGAAGAGAAUGGAACAAAGCUACGGAAUCACCUUCGUCGUUGCCGCUGGAAACCAAGGCGAAGAUGACCCUACAACUGUCCCAGGAAUCCUAGUCCGAGAUCUCGACGGGGCCUUUCUUGUUGGCUACCUCAAUAAUGCAGGCUGGUGGGUCAACAGCAAUGCGGGCGACACAUGGGCCCCAGGCGAAGAGCUACUCGUUCCUCCAAACGAGGUAUUUGUGUCACCGCAGUUCUCAGCAGGCACGGCUACUGGAUCAUCAUUUGCCGCUCCGCUGGUUGCAGGUCUUGUUGCCUACGUGAGAGGAAUGCAUUACGGAUUCGGGGAGGAUCCCGCAUCCAUCAAAUCCAUCAUGCAACAAGUGUCACGACCUCUCCCUCUCACGGAAGAUGAAGCAGACUUUGAACAGAAAGAGAAAAUGGUCUGGAACCUUGCCGAUCCAUUCGAACAAUGUGGAAGCUCUCAAAAGAGAGGGCUGGACAGCCGACAGGCAGCCUGCCCGAUUCCCAACUUGCCUGGGGGUGGAAACAACCCUGCGCCCCAAGGUCCUGGUGUCACGUACAAGCCGGGUCCGCCGGCGCCUCUCUGCACAGCAAACUGCGGCCAUCUCUGCUCUGGAUAUUACUGCAGCCCAAACCCAACUAAUACGCCACCGGACUUUGCUCCACCGUGGGAAACCUCGCGCCCGACCAACACCAGGCCAGCUGAGAGUGGAGGAUUUGGAGGUGGGUUGACCAACUUGCCAACAUUGACACCGGCACCGACAGCAGCUCCUCCUGGGCAAGUAUGUCUCUCGUCAACAACUGCCACGCUGUGCAACGGAGGACCACGAGGCGGCGUCUGCGUGACUUCGACGUCCUGCGCCAGCUUUGGUACGACUACGUCUAGCAUAUUCCAUCUACCCGAUCUCCCAACACUCGGCCCAGCCCCGAGCCCAUCAGGUGGUACGUGUAUCAAGAGUGAGACUUGGACGAUCACCGGCGGUCCCCACGGUGAAGCCACCAUCACAACUGCUGGAUGUGCGACGUGGCAGGUUCCAGGUCCAACACCUGCCCCAGCGCCGCCAGCUCCCGCACCGAAACCACGUUGCAUGGCUGCUCACGUUUACAUGAGCAACUGCGCAUUCCAGCCAGACAGCGUCAACGUCCAGAUUUGGGAGAACGGCGUGGAAGUCUGCCGGACGGGCGGCGGGAAACACUGGGCAAGCGACCAGACCGUCUUCGAGCUCGAGUGCGACAACGGCGCCAAGGCCGUUGUGAAGAACAACGCGAGAUCCUUUGAGUAUACUGCAGCAGACGGCUGGAAGCCCGAAAUAUUCAGUGUCGACUACAGCUACGAGUCCACAGUAUGCUAUCAACUUGACAAUAAGACAAUCAAGGGCUCGGACAUGGAGAGUACUUGGGGCGGUGGUAAUUGCGGCCUAUGCAAGGCGCCCUCGAUGUGUGGGCUUUACACCUGCAAGAAAAACGACGUCAGCUGUAGCUCCUAA
Molecule: messenger RNA, 5046 nt
Organism: Colletotrichum aenigma
Lineage: Eukaryota; Fungi; Ascomycota; Sordariomycetes; Glomerellales; Glomerellaceae
Gene: Chit1
Product: Chitotriosidase-1
Exons: 15
Coding region: 1-5046 (1681 amino acids)
Biological process (GO): carbohydrate metabolic process; proteolysis
Molecular function (GO): chitin binding; serine-type endopeptidase activity
Source: RefSeq, a predicted model, not a curated record